Patiria miniata (bat star) is the source of this 861-nucleotide messenger RNA. RefSeq lists its product as uncharacterized. The transcript has a single exon. Gene Ontology annotation, molecular function: ectoine synthase activity. The record is from RefSeq and is a predicted model, not a curated record. Gene Ontology annotation, biological process: ectoine biosynthetic process. The coding region runs from base 76 to 846 and encodes 256 amino acids. NCBI's taxonomy places the organism in Eukaryota, Metazoa, Echinodermata, Asteroidea, Valvatida, Asterinidae.
AUACGGGGGAAAUGCAUUUAUUUUCACUCAUUGAUGGACGCUUUUGCUUUUAUCUUUUGACUUUAAGGAAACAUCAUGAAAGUCAGCCAUUCUGCCGAUCUACCCAUAAUAACUCUUCCAAAUAGCGCCCUCACCGGCGUCCAACUCACCAAUGACAAGGACUAUGCCAAGUUCACGUCAUAUGAAGCGCGUAUCCCGGCCGAGACUACCGUUGCGCUGAGAUCCCCAGACAGCGAGCAAAGCGUCCACAUCUAUUACUGCAUUAGCGGGAAGGGGAAAUGCGUCGAGGCUGGCGGUCAAAACCAACGGGAAGUUUGCCCUGACAUUGUGGUGGCGCUCUCUUCGGACGUCACCUAUGAGUUGACAGUGUCAGCAGAGGGCGGCAUGCGUCUGUUCGUAGUCUACUAUCCAGACGCCCAGGUGGUCUACCGAUCGCUUGCAGUGGUGCGAAGUCUGUCAGAGGUUGUUGGCAAUGACAGGGAUAUCGACUGGGGAAAAGGCCACAGCCGGCGAUAUCUCAUCAAACAAGAUGGCUUCCCUCUGGGUAUUCACAACACCUGGGUUUAUCCGAAGACAUCUUCCCGCUUGGGCUACAUGAAUCACAUUGAGGGCGUGUACUACAUAGCAGGAAAAACAACCUACCAGUGGCAGGAUACCAGUGGCGAGUGGAUUCAAGCGACUACGAAAACGGAUGGCGAGAACGGCACCAACUACUUAAUGAAUAUGCAUGAUUGUCACGUGUUACAGAACCACGACAAAGAUGCUUACUGUAUUUGCAUCUUUGAUCCCGUUCUGACGGGGAAGGAAAAUCACAAGUUAACCGAAGAUGGGUUCUCUGGUUUUUAAGCCUAAAUGAGUGGA